Messenger RNA from Ciona intestinalis (vase tunicate), 1696 nucleotides. The record is from RefSeq and is a predicted model, not a curated record. NCBI's taxonomy places the organism in Eukaryota, Metazoa, Chordata, Ascidiacea, Phlebobranchia, Cionidae.
CUCUUAAUUUUAUUUUUAUUUAAAAUAAAGAAUUUCAGUGUUGUUUACACUGUGCUUCUAUUUCGUGACAUAAUUUUAAUACCUCUAUUAAAAUACACAAAAUCAUUUAUUUUAUUUGUUUACAAGAUCGAGCAAAAAAGCGUGAGCCUUAGUAUGAAUGGUAAUACAUUAGAUAAUGGUGAUAGGACGUUUGAAUAUGUGGUUUCCACUGGAUCUAAUAAACCAAUACAAGAACUUCGGUUUCCUGUUAAUGUAUUGAAAGUUUUUGAUGUGAGAGAACUUGUUGCAAGGGUGAUGAACUUUCAUCGAAUUCCUUGCUUUGUUGAAACAGAAUUGAACAUGAAACUAAAGAAGUUUGUUGAUAACGAACGAAUGAAUCUCCACGAUCAUCAAGCUGCGUUGCUUUUGCAAAAGAUAAUAGAUGAUCCCACGUUGAUUGAUCAUGUGGCAAAAGUGGUGUCUGAUAAAUAUGAAAAUUCUUGGCAAGAACAUGCUCCACCAUGUCUAUCUCAAUCAAAUAACUUUCCUUUGGCUUAUCACCACCUUAUACAUUCAACUGCCAUGCAAAAUCUACUUCAACUUGAGAAAAAAUACCACAAUGCAGUUUCAAAGUUUCUUGCUGACAAAGAACAGUCCUUGUCAAACAUGAGAGAACGCCAUCGAAUGGAAAUGUCUCGUGCAUGUGAUAACGUGGGGUUUGCAUAUACUACAGAAGAUGUUUCUAUUCUUGCAACAAAACAAUUGGCAGACUCCAAUAGGUUGGAGAAACAAUGGAAGGAUAAUUACAAGAAGUUAACCGAAAAACAGAAACAAGAAUAUUGCGAUGUUGUUGUUAGGUUUUCAAAAGAAAUGAAAGAAAAUGAAGAUAAAUUAAAUGAAAAUGGAAACAUUUUCAUGGAGGUCCAGAAAAUCAUCGAUUCUUCAUCACUUGGCAUUCCAGUAAAUCCAAGAGAUGCUCUGGAUGAAAGAGAUGUUGUGUCGGAGAACUCGAUCACUGUAAGCAGCGGGAUUUCAAUGGAAGAGAGCUUCACCAUCAAUCUUGGAGCGCAACUGAAAACUAUGCACAACAUCAGACUUAUGGUUGCUGACAUGUUAUACUUCUGUAGAUAUUCUGAUGAUGGAGAAAUGGAAGCCCAGAGGUUUCAAACUGCUAUGUCCCUUUAUUCAAACUCACUCUCGGCAAUUAUCUUACUUUCUGAUAAAAAUUUAAAAGAAUGCACUGGAAUUGAAAAAGAUUUUCGGACAGUUUGUGAAUCAUCCACUGAGUUUCAUUUUGAUUCCCUUGACGAGCAGGUGGCUAGAGUGAAUGAGCAUGCUAUGGUAGUGAGGCAAUCUAGAAGUCAGACAUUGACUAACACAGACUUAAAUGACAGGAAUUCGAGUUUAAAAGAUGAGGAUGAACAAGGUGUAUUGACGGAGGGAGAUUUUUACAUAACAAAACAUUCAAAUCUCUCCCAAGUUCACCUUGUGUUUCACCUGGUGGCAGAAGAGAGUCAGUUGCGAACAAAAGCUUCUUUGACCAAUGUUACAUCACGACAUCGUGUAAUACUUGGAAUGCGUCAUAUAAUGAAGGUAGCUUCCAGUCAUGAUAUUCGAACAAUAACUAUUCCAUUGUUACUUUGCCAUGAACUUUCAGAAGAAAUAACAUUUCAGUGGUGUGUCAAGCGUGCAGAACUUGUCAUGAAAUGUGUCAAAG